Molecule: messenger RNA, 2999 nt
Organism: Labrus bergylta (ballan wrasse)
Lineage: Eukaryota; Metazoa; Chordata; Actinopteri; Labriformes; Labridae
Gene: ppp1r11
Product: protein phosphatase 1, regulatory (inhibitor) subunit 11
Cellular component (GO): nucleus
Molecular function (GO): protein phosphatase 1 binding; protein serine/threonine phosphatase inhibitor activity
Source: RefSeq, a predicted model, not a curated record
CAGGGGUUCGGUGUUUUCACCUCGAGUUGUAAUAUCGAAACAACACAUUAAGGAAUACAAUAAAGGAAUGAGUGUCGCUUAGAAUUAGCAAGUCACUCUUUGUGUAAAGCAACUAGCAGUAACGGCCGAGUUGAGGGGACGUCGUGUGUAUUUUCCGAGUUCGAAUCUUCCUUUUCCGAUUAUUUCCGCAACACGUGAACGCAGGGUGAUUUUACAGCUUGUCUGUGUGUUAGCCGCAUCCCACCAAAGUGAUCAACAGCUCCCCGUCUUCACAUCAAAAGCCUUUUAUUUCAAUAGAUUCUGAUUUCAAGGGCAAAAGUUAAUAACCGGAGCGUACGGAGUGUUACAUUACAGUCAUCGUUUAUCGCUGACUGCGGUUCUUUUGGCGUCUUUUAGCCAGCUAACGGCAGCGUUAGCACAGCGGCCGCAGGUAUGGCGGAGGUUCCCGGGACAUCAAGUGAGACGAUAACGGAGACGGUUCAGACCAGCACACCGCCGCCGCCCCAGCAGGAGGGACGCAGUCUGACCAUCAAGCUGAGGAAGAGGAAGACGGAGAAGAAGGUGGAGUGGUCCAGCGACACCGUUGACAACGAGCACCUGGGGAGAAGAUCCUCAAAGUGCUGCUGUAUCUACGAGAAGCCCAGACAGUUCGGAGAGUCGUCCUCCGAGAGCGAUGGAGAGGACGAUGACGAAGGCUGCGGCAGCGCCCACUGCAUCCUCGGUCAUGGCAGGACAGACCACGGACAGAGGGGGGGCCGGGGGGCCUCGGGGCCUCCAAACUCUGGAGGGGCACACACACACUAAUGAGGCUGAACGAAGGGGGGGGGGGAGUGGUGAGGAGUUUCUCAUGCAUCAUACAAAAUGCACUCUGUCUUUAGUUUAGCUCCAUUAAGCGAGGAAAGGGGGCGGGCCGGAUGCUGCAUUCAGUAAAGAGUCAAAAAGUCCAGCUGCGUCUGAAAAAACGACAUCAUCAUUUCAUUAUCUGCUUCAAACGGCAGAGAGCAUGCUCAGUAACCUGCCAGCUCAUCAGGGGAACAUGGACUGAUGAGGACACGCCCACUUUUAAAAUGUCUCUGAUGUCUGCUGAAGGAGACGAGCUGUGAUCAAAACAGAAUCAGAGUCUUUCAUGUUUUAGCUCUUUUUACUACAAAUCCCAUAAUUCCUGCCAAAGGGUUCUGCGUUUCCUGCUGUUAAGGCUUCGGUUGAAAUUCUAAUUUGUGCUUCUGCUGCUGCUCCUCAAUUCAUACACUGAAAUGAUUUGUCUAAAACACUGAAUAUCUUUACUUGUCUAUAAUGUGCUCAGUUGUGCCAAUAUGGAGGCACAUUUCCCUGAUGUAAAAACAAAUAAUUUUUUUAUCUCAGUCUUUCUCUCUGUAGGUAGGCCUGCGUGUUACUGCGAGAACGAUACGAUUCACUCGACAGGGUGACAUCAUGUAACACGCUGUGAUAGUUUCACUGUUAUGUGAUUAUGUUUCUCUUUUAUCAUUCUUCAUUUACGUGCGUUUCCCCCAUAAAUAGGCGAAAUAAAAACUCUUAUUCAGGCUGUAAAAUAAUAGUGCGGUGAUGUAAAGCCUGACCGAUUAAUCGGCUGAUAUUAGCUUAUUCAGUGACUAUCGGUAUUGGCUAAUUUUAUCACAGAUAUGUGCCAAUAUUACUCGAUUUAUUUACGAGAAAAAAUAGCAUUUAAUUUGAGCAUCAUUGUAUUACACUGGCAUUUCUCUUUCUGACUGUCACCAGCAGAGGGCGCUUUUAGGAUUACAACAAGCACUCUCAGAGUGUCGAGCAGUGAUGCACGUACAUGGUCAGUUACUUUUGUUUGCUAACUGCAUCUGAGGAAUUAACAUAAUAAAUGUGUUUAUAUAUCCAUCUCUACAGAUCAGACGCAGAUCUAAGAAAGAUAUCGCCCGAUAUAUCGGUAUCUGAUCCCCCCCACCCAUCGUUAAAGAUAUCGGCGCCAACAUUCUCAUAUUGGUCGGAGUCUCCUCUGAUGUUUGAUGUUGUAGUUACAGGUUGGCGCCUGUUGAUUACACUGGUGACCUAAACAGGAUGUGAUCGUUCAUGAUCACAGACAUGUUGACUGUCAGCACCUUGUUGACAUGUUGAUGAGAGGGUGGAGCCGGAGAACGAGGGACGCUAGCUUGAUUUUCAGGGCAAACCCGUUAUUUAUCUGUUCGGGUGCUGAUUUUGGCUCGAUAAAAGAAACAAGUUUUAAAAAUUGAACAGCUCAUUCGUGCUGAAAACACAUUUUUCAGAUGCCUGUCACAGUGACCUGACGAUCCCAGGUAGCCCCGCCCUAAAUCCUCCCCUGCUGUCUAAUUUACCAAAUGAACAUCAUGCUUUGUCGAGACUUCAGACUAGAGAUUAAGAUCAUACAAAAAGUUUCCUGAGGAAUAAAUCAACAGAGAGGUUGGACCAAAGACUUCUCCGCUAUCAGACAUCUAUUUGGAAAGAGAGGAGUCGCAUCCUGCUGGGCUUUAGGAAGAAUGAAGGUUUAAUGUAAUUUCUAAUAAACGGUUCUAAAAUGAGCUAAAACAUGUCAGACGUCAUUUUCAAUGAAGCCAGAGGCGGUAAUCAUGACAUCACAGGAACUCCUGACCGGUUUCCGUGGAAACACUCAGCCUCCUCUGUCUCUCCACAGUCUGGAGCUGUUUGGAGAAACGUUCAUCAGCGGUGAUGCGAAGUGGUUUUUGUCAUUAAUGAGUUAAAAGCUUCUCCGCGCAGGGCUGAAGCUCCAAACAUGAAGUGAAGUGUUAUUGAUCAGCAGCGUGAUGGACUUUCUGACUGUGAGGCGGCCGUGCAGCACAGUGAGAGAGAGAGGGAGUGUUUUAAUGAUUUUAUUUAUUUAAUCCGGUCUUAACUCUGCUGAUACUUUACUUGCAGCCGACCACAGUCUGUGUAAUAACACCAUAAAUACAAACAGUACGAGAGAGAGAACUAUCACUCUCAUCAUGAAGGUACAAAGUAAAAUAAUCACACAAUAAACUCAUCAGUACCAGAGA